CAAAUAGGUGUUUGACUUUUGCAAGUGCGGGAACGAUAACAGAUGCACAAAGGCAAUUAUAAGGAAUAAUACAAGGAAAAUAACGGUAUAUACUUUAAAAUGGUGCAGCUAUUUUACUACGAGACUCGAGGAAAAUGUUGCAAGAAGUUUUUAAACCAUGAAGGAGUUUCGACAAAGAUUCAUUUGUUCCCAUAUGAAGGGUGGGCACAACCAGCAAUGACGUCAUAUUGGCUGCUGAAAACCUAUUGGUGGAGUAGGUCGCGUGUAAAAAUUACAGAAGUCACUGGGUCGCAAACGUAUGAAGUAAAGGGCAAAAUUCAUUGCAUUAAAAAUGGUUCUACCGUCAUUUCCGGAAAAAUAAAAGACAAAACAAACAGCGACUUCAGAAUGUAUCUCACAUCGAAUGUUGAUAGCGCUGAUUUCCAACUUGGUUAUUGUGUUACAGGAACACUUGAAAGGGGACGAAAGAAGUCAGAAAAGGGACUCAGUCUGACUCACUAUGCUAUGAUAAAACGAAGAGGGUACUAAUGCUGUUUUCCCAAUAGUGUAGG
Messenger RNA from Mya arenaria, 551 nucleotides. RefSeq lists its product as uncharacterized. Lineage: Eukaryota; Metazoa; Mollusca; Bivalvia; Myida; Myidae. The coding region runs from base 100 to 528 and encodes 142 amino acids. The record is from RefSeq and is a predicted model, not a curated record. The transcript is spliced from 3 exons.